AUGCCAGUGGUGCUGAUCUACUGGGUGACACAAUAUAACAUUGGUGUUAUUUCCAGGUAUGCCUUCCUGCUGACCAUGCCAGUGGUGUUGAUCUACUGUCUGGCACAAUAUAACAUUGGUGUUAUUUCCAGGUAUGCCUUCCUGCUGACCAUGCCAGUGGUGCUGAUCUACUGGGUGUCAUUCUUCUUCAUUGUGAAGGCUCCACACAAACACAGGGCAGAAAGGAUACAGAGGAUUGAGAAAAGUAGUGUACCGUAUAAACCCCUCAUUGCCUCUGGCUCAGAGAACAACAUACAGUAUCCCACACUGCUAAAACCAGAUGAAGAGGCAGAUUUCCAUUACAGAUCCUCCUCUGAACACCCAGAAGAUGACACAACUGGCGACGGUGCAGGUCACAGUGUCACUGGUCAUCAGUAUAUCACCUCUGUCCCUGUGCUACUACCUCCAGAGACACGUCCUCAGAGAUACUGGAGGUGCUUUAAACUGGUUAUAUGGCACAGUAUCAAUUUAAGCUUGGUGUAUCUGUUUGAAUAUGUGGCCAGAGCUUGUGCCUCCAAAGUGGAAGCAAAGAGUGCGUAUAAUGUGGGCUGUCCAGAGUUUUAUGCAGCAUUGCAGUUUUGCUACCAGGCGGGUGUGUUUGCAUCCAGGUCUUCAGUACAGAUCAUCCAGAUAAGACGCGUGGAGGUGUUAACACUGUUACAGCUGGUCAACAUGGUGGUCUGGCUGCUGGAUGUCCAUUUUAAAGUGAUUCCCGAGUACCUCCUGCCAGCGUACAUGAUCUAUGUUGGUCUCCUGGGAGGGGCGUCCUACGUAAACAUCUUCUACCUCCUGCUGCAUGAUGGGAAAUAUCCAGACGAGGACAGAGAAAUAUGUAUCAACAUCGCAGGAUUGUUUGUCACCCUUGGGAUCACAUCAGCCACAGGAUUGGAAACUGCACUUUUUGAAACAAUCUUAAAAGAGGAUUAACUCUGUGACAUCAUUGCUUGUUUUAAAAGAUGUGAUUGCUGUCAAAUACUCAUUUAGAUGAAG
Messenger RNA from Lingula anatina, 1029 nucleotides. Its product is annotated as battenin-like. Gene Ontology annotation, cellular component: membrane. Lineage: Eukaryota; Metazoa; Brachiopoda; Lingulata; Lingulida; Lingulidae. The record is from RefSeq and is a predicted model, not a curated record.